AUGGAUUUCCUGCUGCUCGGUCUCUGUCUAUACUGGCUGCUGAGGAGGCCCUCGGGGGUGGUCUUGUGUCUGCUGGGGGCCUGCUUUCAGAUGCUGCCCGCCGCCCCCAGCGGGUGCCCGCAGCUGUGCCGGUGUGAGGGGCGGCUGCUGUACUGCGAGGCGCUCAACCUCACCGAGGCGCCCCACAACCUGUCCGGCCUGCUGGGCUUGUCCCUCCGCUACAACAGCCUCUCGGAGCUGCGCGCCGGCCAGUUCACGGGGUUAAUGCAGCUCACGUGGCUCUAUCUGGAUCACAAUCACAUCUGCUCGGUGCAGGGGGACGCCUUUCAGAAACUGCGCCGAGUUAAGGAACUCACGCUGAGUUCCAACCAGAUCACCCAACUGGCCAACACCACCUUCCGGCCCAUGCCCAACCUGCGCAGCGUGGACCUCUCGAACAACAAGCUGCAGGCGCUCGCGCCCGACCUCUUCCACGGGCUGCGGAAGCUCACCACGCUGCACAUGCGAGCCAACGCCAUCCAGUUUGUGCCCGUGCGCAUCUUCCAGGACUGUCGUAGCCUCAAGUUUCUCGACAUCGGAUACAAUCAGCUCAAGAGCCUGGCGCGCAACUCUUUCGCCGGCUUGUUCAAGCUCACCGAGCUGCACCUGGAGCACAACGACUUGGUCAAGGUGAACUUCGCCCACUUCCCGCGCCUCAUCUCCCUGCACUCUCUCUGCCUGCGUAGGAACAAGGUGGCCAUUGUGGUCAGCUCGCUGGACUGGGUUUGGAACCUGGAGAAAAUGGACUUGUCGGGCAAUGAGAUCGAGUACAUGGAGCCCCAUGUGUUCGAGACGGUGCCGCACCUGCAGUCCUUGCAGCUGGACUCCAACCGCCUCACCUACAUCGAGCCCCGCAUCCUCAACUCCUGGAAGUCGCUGACGAGCAUCACCUUGACCGGGAACCUGUGGGAUUGCGGUCGUAACGUGUGCGCCCUGGCCUCGUGGCUCAGCAACUUCCAGGGGCGCUACGAUGGCAACUUGCAGUGCGCCAGCCCCGAGUAUGCACAGGGCGAGGACGUCCUGGACGCGGUGUACGCCUUCCACCUGUGCGAGGAUGGGGCCGAGCCCACCAGUGGCCACUUGCUUUCGGCCGUCACCAACCACACUGACCAGGGACCCCCCGCCAGUCCGAUCCCCACGCUCGCGGACAGCCAGGAGGGGCAGCCCGACGGCACGCUGGAGCCUGCCACCGUGGCUCUCCCUGGCGGCGAGCACGCCGAGAACGCGGUACAGAUCCACAAGGUGGUCACGGGCACCAUGGCCCUCAUCUUCUCCUUCCUCAUCGUGGUCCUGGUGCUUUAUGUGUCCUGGAAGUGUUUCCCUGCCAGCCUCAGGCAACUCAGACAGUGCUUUGUCACGCAGCGCAGAAAGCAAAAGCAGAAACAGACCAUGCAUCAGAUGGCUGCCAUGUCUGCCCAGGAAUACUACGUUGAUUACAAACCGAACCACAUUGAGGGAGCCCUGGUGAUCAUCAACGAGUACGGCUCCUGUACCUGCCACCAGCAGCCCGCGAGGGAAUGCGAGGUGUGAUUGUCCCAGUGGCUCUCAACCCGUGCGCUACCAAAUACGUCUGGGCAGCCGGGGCGGGCCGGCGGGCGCCAGGCUGGGGUCUCCUUGUCUGUACUCUAAUGCUCCUUGACUGAAACUGUAAGGGGAUC
Messenger RNA from Loxodonta africana (African savanna elephant), 1697 nucleotides. RefSeq names its product leucine rich repeat transmembrane neuronal 1 (gene LRRTM1). Gene Ontology annotation, molecular function: protein binding. Bases 1 to 1569 code for a protein of 522 amino acids. The transcript has a single exon. Lineage: Eukaryota; Metazoa; Chordata; Mammalia; Proboscidea; Elephantidae. The record is from RefSeq and is a predicted model, not a curated record. Gene Ontology annotation, cellular component: extracellular matrix.